Monoraphidium neglectum is the source of this 351-nucleotide messenger RNA. RefSeq lists its product as hypothetical. Bases 1 to 351 code for a protein of 116 amino acids. NCBI's taxonomy places the organism in Eukaryota, Viridiplantae, Chlorophyta, Chlorophyceae, Sphaeropleales, Selenastraceae. The record is from RefSeq and is a predicted model, not a curated record. The transcript has 2 exons.
AUGUCGCCCGCGGCCCGCGCGGAGGCCGAGCGGCGGCGCGGCGAGGCCGCCGCGGCGGCGGCGGCCGCCUUCGUCGUGGCCGCGGCGGCCGCGGCCGCGGCGGAGGGGGAGAGGGGGCAGGGCGCGGAGGCGGAUGAUGCGAGCAGCGACAGCACCUUGUGGGUGAAUAUCCGCGAAGACCCUUACGACGACAGGUGGGACCUGGCGCAGGGCUGCGGCGACGACGGCGAAGGUUUUGGGGACGGCUGCGGCGGCGGCGACGGGGACGGUGACGAGUGCUACGAAGACGCGAUGGCGGUUAUGCCCGUGCUGUCAGCCGGCCUGAGCGGCGACUACGGGGCCAGGGUCUAG